Messenger RNA from Danaus plexippus (monarch butterfly), 643 nucleotides. RefSeq lists its product as uncharacterized. The coding region runs from base 115 to 447 and encodes 110 amino acids. NCBI's taxonomy places the organism in Eukaryota, Metazoa, Arthropoda, Insecta, Lepidoptera, Nymphalidae. The transcript has 2 exons. The record is from RefSeq and is a predicted model, not a curated record.
UAAUUCGCGAGAGGAAAGUUGCAUCGUACAGUUAGUAUUUUUAUCCGGUUUCGUGCGCCGGCGCAUCACUCGCCAGAUAACCGCCGACCGCGACUGUUCCCUACUAUAUUCGCAAUGUAUAAAAUAAUAAUCUUUUUGUGUUUAUGUCUGGUUGUCAUAGAGGGACGGCCUAGAUGGCAGUAUUUACCGGAAGUGCCGGGUUAUGUACCGGUUUAUAUUAGGAAUGGGGACACUCCUUUGGAAGAGAUCAAUCCCGAGCUAGCGGAAGCAUUCCACGCCCUACCCUCAGGACGAAGUGCUGGUAAGCAAGUAGAAGCUUCUGAAGCUAUAGAAACCGAACAAGGGAACAUUCCAGAAAAACCGUCCUACAACGAUCGCCGCCACGAAAAGAAAGCUCUAGAAAAGAAAAAGAAAUACGAGAACGUCAGGCCCGCAGAACGCAGAUAGUAUAUAACGUAAUUCAUUUUACGCCCGUAAGAUUUUCGAAGUUAAAAACUAAGCUUGCCAAUUAGCAUACGUUUAUUUAUUAUGACUAUUUUUUAUUAUUAUUUUUUUGUAAACUAUACUCACGAUUUUACAAAAAAAAAAAAAACACGUUCGUCUGUUUUUUAUUGAUAUUAGUUAAUAAAUUAAUAAACACUUA